Messenger RNA from Nelumbo nucifera (sacred lotus), 4075 nucleotides. RefSeq names its product protein FAR1-RELATED SEQUENCE 5-like. Gene Ontology annotation, biological process: regulation of DNA-templated transcription. The record is from RefSeq and is a predicted model, not a curated record. Lineage: Eukaryota; Viridiplantae; Streptophyta; Magnoliopsida; Proteales; Nelumbonaceae. Gene Ontology annotation, molecular function: zinc ion binding.
CUUUAAUUUCCUUUCCGCGCAUCACGUGACGGGCGAUUCUCUUUCUCCCUGUUUCUCUGUUUCACCUGUCUCUCCCUCGCUCACCCCUCUUCCGUAGCAAUCUCAUCUCUCCCUUCCGAAACCCGUAUCAUGUUAUUUUCCUGGCGGGAAAAUACAGUCGAACUUGUAAUUCAAGUUAAGAGUUCAUCAUCACUUGUCUCCGUUUCGUUUUCAGCUUAAUUUCGACAUUUCAACCGGAGCUACCGCUCCGCCGGUAGGGUUUUGUCUCUAAUAUUACCAGUUGUAUGUAUCUCGGUUGCAAUGACCAGUCAUGUCUAUGUGGAGUGUGCAAAAUCAGAUAUUUCUUAGAUUUCUAGUUGCAUAUGGUGUGUGGGCUUUCCGAUUUGGAGUUAAAUAUGCUAAUAAAAGUUGUUGAUUAUAGUUGGAUUUGAUUCUUUGCUUUUGCUUAUAUUGUUCAUGAAGUUCAAUAUUAAUUUUUUUUUCUUCAUAUCUGUAGUCAUGCUAUUGAUUAAUCUGUAACUGUUUGAGGUCUUGGUUGAUUUUGAUGUUGCUGCUGACUUGUCUUAGUUUUUUCAUGAAUUAUGGGCUAAUGCUGAUUGUCAGAAACCAAAUAAUAAUUGAACUUGAUUCUUUUUGUUAUUUUUUGUCUAUUUUUCGGAAUUCCGUGCAAUGAGUAUAUCUGAUGUUGGUCAUUCGACAUCGUUGAAUCUUCACCUUUUGGACCUCCAAAAGAGUAAAUGUUAUUCUUAUAUUUGACUUCUCAAAACAAUUUUUUUUAUUGAUUCCAUAAGGAGCAAUAUGAAUUAAUUAUGUUUUUAGUUUCACAAUUCAUAAUUCUUAUCAGUUACAGUUUUUUUCAGUUUUAGAAUUCUAUUUUUUCCCCCAGAUAGUUUGGACAAGCGAAGACAAUUCUUUAAGGUUUACUUUGUACUGCAAAGAUUUACCUCAAUCCCUUGGGACUUCAAAUCAGAACUUAACCAUCUAAUUUUAUUGUUGAAAAAAAGUUAAUCAUCUAAUUUUAUUCUUUUUUUCUUUUUACUAAUGCAGGCUUUCAUUGAGAGUCAUUGAUUGGUUUAACUAUUAUUUCUGUUUAAUAUUGUAAAAAUCACAAUUAGUGUUUUUAAUUAGUUGUCUUAUAUGUAUCAUUACUCAUUUUGAUAUUCCUGCCCUGGUUGUCAAUUGACUAGAACAAUUAUGAUUGUUACCUUUUAUGUGAUAUUGGUCCCUUCACUGGUUUAUUGAUUGAAAAGAAAGUUGAGAUAUCAGGCAAAUAGUAAGCAAAGUUUCAGGGAAAAGGCCACAAACAUUUUUUUGCAAACAACGAGAAGACAAUGGGAAAUCUCUAUCAUAAAUUUAAGUGUCAUUCCAUUGGUUUUUGUUCUAUAAUGGCACGAUUUCUUUUAUCAGAUUAUGUUAUUCUACUUUUAGAGACUACAGUGUUGUUUCAUUUUACUGGUUUUUGGUCUAUGAUAGCACGGUUUUUCUAUGGCAUGCUUUCUUUCUUCUACAACUUCCUUUUGGUAAAAAAAUGCUAAGGUUAAAAAUUUUUCUUCCAAAAAGGAAAAACACUGCUGAUAGUUUUUUUUUUCCUUCUACAUAUGCAUCAUGCAUCACACACCACAAAGCUGGAAUAUUGUCUGUGGGCCCCACGUGAAAUGAAAUGCAUUUCUAAAUCUUUGGAGUAUAGUUUUGCCCUUUUCAAUGGGUACUGGAGGCUUUAGUAUGUCAAGUAGUUCAUGCGAAAAGAAUGUGGGGAUUGGACCUCAAUCAACACAAGGGCAAGAACCACGAGGCUUUGAUCUGGAGGAGUGCCACAACCUAGAAGAGUCCAGUCAUGAUUUAUCCAUGUCAAGGGAUUCCAUGGAAGAUAAAUCCAAGAGAGAUUGGGUACCGGAAAUAGGCAUAGAGUUUGAGACUGUGGAGGAUGCAUACAGUUUCUACAAUGAAUAUGCUGGAAAAGUAGGUUUUAGCAUUCGGAAGCACAAUUGUCACAAGAAAAAUGGUAUUGUGCAUGAUAGAACUUUUUGUUGUUCUUCUGAAGGUCAUCGUGCUUUUGAUAAACGACGUGUUAAUGUGAAGAAUCACCGCCCAGAAACAAGAACUGGUUGUCUAGCACACUUGUCUAUAGUUCUUCAAGCUAAUGGUAAAUAUCGUGUCAACCAAUUUGAACCAAGUCACAACCAUCCAGUUGUAACCCCAGAAAAGGCACAUUUUUUGAGGUCCCAAAAGAGAUUAGCUUCUGGCAAAUCAAAUGUGACAAACAAAUCAAACACAACCAUGGGAUCUACAAGUGGAAACGCUGGAGAUCCUAAUGAUGUUUGUCAUACCAAUAGUGAUAUUAUCAAUUGCUUAACUUCCAAGCGGAUGAGAACAAUGGAGAAAGGAGAUGCAGGAGCCAUAUUGGAAUACUUUGACAAGAUGCAACCAGAAAAUACAUCUUUUUUCCACUCAUUACAGCUUGAUGUAGAUGAUAAGGUAACCAAUAUUUUCUGGAUAGAUGCUAAGAUGGUGGCAGACUAUGGCCAUUUUGGUGAUGUGGUUUGCCUCAAUACAACUUAUAGAAUAAACAAGGAUAGCCGGCCCUUUGCAUCAUUCAUUGGAGUGAAUCAUCACAAGCAAGCUGUCAUUUUUGGUGCUGCACUGCUCUAUGACGAGACUGUGGAAUCUUUUGUGUGGUUGUUUAAAACUUUUCUUAAGGCAAUGUUUGGAAAUAAGCCAAAGACAAUUCUCACAGACCAAUAUGAGGCAAUAUCUAGGGCAGUAGCUUUGGUGUUGCCAGAGACUUGCCAUCGGUUUUGUGUCUGGCAUGUAUACCAAACUACAAUUAAACAGCUUUCUAAUGUAUUUUCUGGCUCACGAUCUUUUGAGACAGAUUUCAGCAAGUGCAUAUUUGAUUGUGAGGGGGAAGAGGAGUUCUUAGCAACUUGGGAAAAUAUGAUUGAAAAAUGUAACCUCAGGGAUAACUCAUGGCUGCAAAAGCUAUUUAGAGAAAAAGAAGAGUGGGCUUUGGUAUAUGGACAUAAUGCAUUCUGUGCAGACAUAAAUAGCAUACAAAGGAGUGAAAACAUAAAUUGUGCUUUGAGAGGCUAUCUUAAUUCUACAGAUGAUUUGUUGCACUUUUUCAAGCAGUUCGAAAGACUGGUGGGUGAUUGGCGUUAUAAAGAACUAAAAGCUGAUUUUACAAUGAGCCAAAGUACCCCUCAUUUGCGUAUGCCUGUUCAGAUGUUAAAGCAUGCUGUGUCUAUAUACACUCCAGCCGUCUUUGAGAUGUUUGAGAAGGAGUAUUUAAAAGGUUGGGAUUGUGAUGUUCAUGUUUGUGGUGAGAUUGGAACAAUUUCCAUAUACAAAGUUAGGCCAUGUGAGAAAUCAUGGGAAUACACUGUUACAUUUGACACAUCAAGUGAAACAAUUGUUUGCAGUUGUAAAAAGUUUGAGUUUGUAGGCAUUUUGUGCGGCCAUGCACUAAAGGUGCUUGAUCAUAGAAAUAUAAGGUUCAUCCCAAGCAAAUACAUCAUAAAGAGAUGGACAAAAGAUGCAAAGGCUGAAAGUGAUAAAGAAUUUCAUGCAUCUGCAUUGAAAGUUGACUCUAGAACAUCUUUAGGACGGCAUUAUCAGGAGUUAUAUCAUAACUUCAUUAAAAUAGCAGAAAAGGCUGCAAAAAGUGAAGAUGUGUGUGAAUUUGCUUUAGAUUAUUCAAAUAAGUUGUUGCAAGGAGUGGAAGAUAUCUUGAGAAGUAAAAAUCAAUCAGAAACUCCAAUUACAGCCUCAUAGUCUCAUAUGAAAGAAUGAAACAGGUGCAAAUAUUUGAGAAAGAAAGCAUGUAUAUAUGAAGUGUAUGUGGUGAAACUUCAAAUGAAAUUUAGCUUGUUAAGUUGCAUGAUGAAAUUAUUAGAAUUUCAUGCUGAUUAUAAACAACAUUGUUGACAAUCCCAUUCUUUAUGGAUACUACCUGAGGUCUUUUGGCAGCCUCAUUCUCUCUUUUUGGCAGCCUCAUUCUCUCUCUUUUGGCAGCCUUCAAAUUUGCAUAUUAGUACAAUACUUUUAGAAUUGCCAAAAAAGUAAAUACUUUAGUAGA